Molecule: messenger RNA, 221 nt
Organism: Gongylonema pulchrum
Lineage: Eukaryota; Metazoa; Nematoda; Chromadorea; Rhabditida; Gongylonematidae
Source: the annotation of a GenBank genome assembly
GGAUGAACAAGCGGUGGAGGCUAAUCGAGCACUACAGUGGACCAAUGGUUUGGCCUCGUCAAGUGCCUUUAUCACGCUGGUCAGUGGUCCGAAUGCCACUUCGGCAGGCGCCGAAUCGGGAUCGGUCCCGCCGGAUGUUUGGCAUCGCACUGAUAGUGGCGAUCUUGGUUAUGCCGGUCAGAGUAAUACCCAGCAGCUGCUUGCGUCCACCGAAAAAGUGA